Molecule: messenger RNA, 1354 nt
Organism: Centropristis striata (black sea bass)
Lineage: Eukaryota; Metazoa; Chordata; Actinopteri; Perciformes; Serranidae
Gene: lcp2b
Product: lymphocyte cytosolic protein 2b
Biological process (GO): cell surface receptor protein tyrosine kinase signaling pathway; intracellular signal transduction
Source: RefSeq, a predicted model, not a curated record
UGUCAAGAAACAAGAAUGAGUUUAAACAAUGUUCCUUCAAAAUCGGAGGUGAUGGGAUGGAAUCCCAAAAAUCUGGCCAACUACAUGAGGAGGCUAAAAUUAUCCGGCUGUGACAAAUUGGUGAUAAAGAGCAGCAUAACUGGAGCAUGGUUCAUGGUAAGUGUGCAUGUAUCUCUGGAGGCCUUUAUACCUAUGUAAUAUUCGAAAUACUAUUCUACUAAUACUAUUCUUUAUUAAUAUUCGAAUUAUAUCAUCCAGCAAAUGACUGCAUGUGACCUUCAAGUAUUCCCCGGCCUUUAUGUCCCAAUAAUUACUAAGAUCCAAAAUGAAAUCAACAACGGGGAACAGAAGAGGACGUUUGGUCUUAAAUCGUUGGGAAAAAAGUCCCCCAAACAAGUAUUUGUACAGGAGGAAGAAGUUUGGGACUCUGAUGAGUUUGACAAUGACAGUGAUCAUGACUAUGAAGGACCGGACGAGGAGCAAAAGGACGACAGCUACAUCUGUGCUCUGACUGAGCUGCUAACAGCUGAGGAAGAAGACAGUGAUGAGAUCUAUGAAGACCACGAGAGGCCUUCCCCCACAGACAUCAUGAAGCCACAACGCCCUCCAAGAGGGGAUAAACUUCCUGACAGUCAGUACUUAGUUCCUGUUCCUGUUGAAAGGACUUCAAAACCUCCACAACCUUGUCCACCAAGAAUGAUGCAUACCCCUCAGAGACCUUCCAGAGCACCAGGUGACUCCAUCCAACCCACUCUGCACAUUGACAGGAGCAAGAAGCCUGGACAUUCUGGUCAGACAGACCUUACAAAAUCAAAGGGCAGUGCUGUCAAGGCUCCUUGCUCACCCACAAGCAAUAUCCCUAAACCAAGAGUCCCCAAACAUGCAGAUGUAUCCAACAGGGCAGGUAAACUCCUUCCAGCUCCUCCUGUGCCAAAACUGCCUGAUGAGAUUAACAAUUCAAUACCCCAACCAAGUAAGGGUUUGGAUCCCAGCUGGUAUGGAGGAAAGGUGACCAGACAUCAAGCGGAAGCUGCUCUCAGAGAGGUGAACAAGGAUGGGGCAUUUGUGGUAAGGGACAGCACCCAAGGGGCAGUUGAGCACCCCUACACCCUAAUGCUGCUGAAACAAGGCAAGGUUUACAACAUAAUGAUCCGUAGCCAAGGCAACUUCUUCUCUCUCGGCAAAAGCCACAAAGACACCAAGAGUUUCCCCGGGGUGAGGGAGAUGAUUACCCAUCACGCACACACCCCGCUGCUGCUCAUUGAUGCCACAGACCAAAGCUCUGAAGCGAAGAGCCAGUGCUGUCUGCUGCACCCUGCGGGACUCUGACCAGCACCAACACCAAGCUUAAUGU